This is a messenger RNA of Urocitellus parryii (Arctic ground squirrel), 5247 nucleotides long. RefSeq names its product calpastatin (gene Cast). Gene Ontology annotation, molecular function: calcium-dependent cysteine-type endopeptidase inhibitor activity. Gene Ontology annotation, cellular component: cytoplasm. The record is from RefSeq and is a predicted model, not a curated record. Lineage: Eukaryota; Metazoa; Chordata; Mammalia; Rodentia; Sciuridae.
CUGGGUCGGAAAAGCUGCCUCACGGGCACACUCGCCGGCCCCUCUGCUCCCUCCUCCCCCUCCCUGCCAAAGUUCGCCGCCCGUCCGAGCCUCCCUUCAGUCCCUGCUGAGCCUUCCCAGAGGCUGCGCCUGCAGUAGCCUCGCCAUGUCCCAGCCGCGCCAGAAGCCUGCUGCCUCUCCGAGGCCUCGGCGCGCCGCGGCAGCCCGCCACACCCAGGAGCAUGUCAAUGAAAAAACCAGUGGAUCACCUUCCAAACCAGGAGGAAAGAAAGGAUCAGAUGAGGAAAAAGCAGCAAACCUUGGGAGCAGUCAGCCCUCUAGAAGCCAUGCUGGUGGGAAAACCCUGGCCACAAAGAUGUCGACUUCCUCUGGUACAACCAGCAAAUCUUCCACCAUGAAUCCCAAAGAAACCAAGGCAAUUCCAGUCAGCCAACAGAUGGAAGGACCACAUCCUCCUAACAAGAAAAGACACAAAAAACAGGCUGUGAAAACAGACCCUGCAGAACCUGAGAAGUCACCAUCAACUAAGACGUCUGUGGUUCAUGAGAAAAAACCCCAAGAAGGAAAGCCAAAGGAGCAUACAGAGCCAAAAAGUCUACCCAAGCAUGCAUCAGAUAAAGGAGGCAAGCAUGCUCACAGUGAAAAAGCAGUUUCCAAAUCAAAUGAGCAGCUGACAUCAGAAAAAUCAACAGAACCAAAGACCAAAUCACAAGACGCUGUUUCUGCUGGUGGAGAGAGUGCUAUUGCUGGUGUAGCUGCAACAACUAUCAAACCAGAUGACAAGAAAAAAGAAAAGAAAUUAUUAACAGCAGCUGUAGCAGUUGAAUCCAAACCAGAAAAGCUAUCUGAAAAGUCAGGCAUGGAUGCUGCUUUGGAUGAUUUAAUAGACACUUUAGGAGAACCAGAAGAAACUAAUGAUGAUAAUACAACAUAUACUGGACCAGAAGUUUUGGAUCAAAUGACUUCUAGGUAUAUUGAAGAGUUGGGUAAAAGAGAAAUCACAAUUCCUCCAAAAUACAGGGAACUUUUGGCUAAAAAAGAAGGGAUCACAGAGCCUCCUCCAGACUCUUUGAAACCUAUGGGGCCUGAUGAUGCCAUAGACGCCUUGUCUUCUGACUUUACCUGUUCUCCUACAGCUGAUGAAAAGAAAACUGAGAAAGAGAAAUCUGCAGGAGAUGUUUUAAAAGCUCAGUCAGUGGGGGUAAUCAGAAGUGCUAUUCCACCUAAGGAGAAGAAAAGAAAGUUGGAGGAGGAUGCCAUGAGCGAUCAAGCAUUUGAGGCUCUGUCAGCUUCACUGGGCACCCGGAAGUCAGAACCUGAACUGGACCUUAGCACCAUUAAGGAAAUUAAUGAGGCAAAAGCUAAAGAAGAAAAACAAGAGAAGUGUGGUGAGGAUGACGAAACAGUCCCAACUGGAUACAGAUUAAAGCCGGUCACGGAUAAAGAUGGAAAUCUACUAUUGCCAGAGCUUGAAGAAAAACUCAAGCCCCUCAGUGAAUCAGAACUCAUUGCUGAACUUUCAGAAGAUUUUGGCCGGUCUAAAUCUAAAGAAAAACAAUCAAAGCCAACUGAGAAAACAGAAAAAGAUAAGGUUGCUGCCCCCACCACUGUGGCAGAGACUGUGUCUCGAACCUCUAUGUGUAGUAUACAGUCGGCACCACCCAAGCCAGCUUCCGUGAAAAGCAUGGUGCCAGAUGAUGCUGUAGAAGCCUUAGCUGGUAGCCUGGGGAAAAGGGAAGCAGAUCCAGAAGGUGGAAAACCUAUAGUAGAUAAAGUCAAGGAGAAAGCCAAAGAAGAAGAUCGUGAAAAACUUGGUGAAAAAGAAGAAACUAUUCCUCCUGAUUAUAGGUUAGAGGAGGUCAAGGAUAAAGAUGGAAAACCACUCCUGGCUAAAGAGCCCAAGGAACAGCUUCCGCCCAUGAGCGACGAGUUCCUUCUCAAUGCUUUGUCUGAGGACUUCGCUGGUAACCCGGACAUUUCCUCUCUUGAAUUUGCAGAUGAUAAACUUUCUGCUGUCAUCUCAGAAGUGGUUUCCCAAACGCCAGCUUCAGCCACCCACCCUGCAAAGCCCCCACCUGACAAUUUGCAGAGAGACAAAGAACUUGAYGAUGCCUUGGAUAAACUUUCUGAUAGUCUCGGGCAAAGGCAGCCUGACCCAGAUGAGAACAAACCAAUGGAAGAUAAAGUGAAGGAAAGAACUAAAGCUGAACACAGAGACAAGCUGGGGGAAAGAGAUGACACUAUCCCACCUGAAUACAGACACCUCCUGGACGAUGAUGGGCAGGAUAAGAAGGAGGCUUCCAGUUCCAAAUCAUCCCAAAAUGGAGGUGAAGCGAAGGAUUCAGAAAAGACAGUGGAGGAAGCUUCCAAGCCAAAAACUGAUGAAAGAAAAACAAGUUAAAGUUUACACUGUUUGGUAAGGUAUCUACAUAUAAAAAUCUUCAGCUGGUGGAUGGUGACUUUUGAAGAAUAAAGACUUUGGCAACAGAACAUUCUUCUGGGUGGCUUCUAGAUAGUGGUAUCUGUUAAGUCGUUUGACAUCCUAAACAGUGUUUGUUAUUCUUUUCCAGAAAGAAAAUGAAUUUGUCUGAUUCACCUGUGUUACUGUACUGAGUGUUGAUGAACUUUUAAUUUUUUUAAAAUUGACUUCAGUUGGGAGAGAAAGGAAGCUUUAUAUUUGUAAGAAAUAUAUUUGAUAAAAUUUCUUAAAUACCCCCCCAAAGAAAAAUAGAAAGAAAAACCUUGCAGACUUUGCACAUUCUACACACAGUGCCUGUAAAUCUCAUUAGCAUUUUCAGUUUGCACUUAUUAUUAUAUUUUUUUAGCAUUUGGAAAACAAAGCUUUAAACAAACAUUCAUCAAUGUUCUGAUUUCUUAUUUACUUCUUUUCUCUUGGGCUUCAGAACUGUGUUUGAUGUUUCUUUGGGUUAAUGUUUGUAGGUCAAACAUAAAAUAUUGUACAUUGGGCACAUAUCUCCUCUUGGGCUGCUAAUAAUAAAUGAAUACUAUGUAACCUGGACAAACCAGGAAGCACCAAUCCUCCUUUUCAGUUUGAACUCUUCAUUUCCAGGGGUGAGGACUUCUGCACCUUAUAGUCAGAGAAAACUCACUGAGACUUUAAUCAAAAGUCAGCAAAAGAUUAAGACACAGGCUAGAUGAUGUGUAGUAAGCUUCAAGAACAAGAACAUUUAAUCCUUAGAAUAUUCAUAUGGCUUGAAUUUUGUUGGUAUAGCAUGUUAUUAAACUGUGUUUUCUACUGUCUCUACAUAAAGCCUAAACAGCAAUUGUUUGUUACAGCCAUUUACCAUGUUAGUCUUUGCACUGUAUUGCAUCUGGCUUUAUGAAAGUUUAGUUUUCUAAAUACAAAAAUAAAGUUCUGCUUUAAAAUAAAAGCAAAAAAUACACACACAUAUGUAUAUAUGUACACUAAAAUCUAAAAUCUGAUUUUCCCCCACAGUAAUUCAAGAACUAAACUCUGAUGUCCUACAACUUUGAGUGGUUUCCCAUAUCUUUCUGAAUGAAUAGUUUAUGAGCAUUGCACUGAUAUCAUUGAUGGAUUUUGAUAAAUAAUUAAUUUCAUCUUUAUUUCCUGGCAGUGGAUGCAGGAAAAGAUGUCAGAUACAUAUAAUAAAACAGACUUGGAAUUUCUUGUUUCUAGAGAGCACAGCCUUCCUUAAAAUCAAUUUAAAAUUUUUGUUAGAACUUCACUAACUUCACUAAACAUGAAUAUAAUCUGACCAGUGCUGUCUAAUGGGGGUGAGGACAAGUAACAAUAACACUGCAUAUAAUGGGCCUUGAAUUUGUUAACACUUUCUAAAAGGCUUCUCUAYAAAUCAGGCACAUACCUAUAGGAUUUCAAACCUCACUACUUAAAACAAGUCUCUGUCCCAUCAGAGAACUAGUCAUGAUUCUACAUUCAAACCAUUAACAAGAAAAGGAAAAAAACACUUUUCUUGAUGAACUUUAACUCCGUAUCUAAUUCUCCUAUUUGGGCAGUAUUAGGUAUUGCUCUUUUUGUUCAUUUUUAAAAAGACUGAAAUCUUUGACCACUGACAUUUUGUGUGCAAGGAUAUGGUUGCACUAUUACUAAUUUCCAUGAAUAUAGAGAGAUAUUUUUAAAUGAUAUAGAAAGAUCCACAGGUUUAAGAAUGCCUAGAAAAGUAAGCAUUCAUUUGAGAUGCUUGGGAAUAUACCUUUUUUUAUUAGAAAUAUCUUUAAACUUGAAUGUUUGCUAGUAAUUCACAAUGACUUGAGAAAGAAUGGGAUCUAAAGCAGUUCUUUUUUUAAAAAAAAAAUCUAGUCAGGAGAAAAUGAUUGCAAAUAUCCACUCAGAAGUAAAGAACAGACAAAUAUUUUUAUUACCAAAAAGGUUUCCACACAUUGUUGUGGCAAUAUUGUAUCUGUUCAGAAAAUCAGUUUUUCCAAAGUAGAUCGUUUCCUCAAGUGACCAAAAUUGAAAAUCAAUAUUUCUGUGUUUUCAUUAAUCAAGAAAUAAAACAUCAUUAAAGCAAAAUAUUUUACAUUAAAAUUGUGGCUUUGUAUUAUUGCUAGAAGUAAAUUAGUCUAGGGAGAUAUUACCAGUGAGUUUUUAAAUUUUUUUAAUUCUUAAAACAUCAACCAUCCAAUAGACAUAAAAUGAAAUAGUAAACACAUUUAUUUCCAAGAGUCACUGUAUUCCAUAGUGUAUUAGAGCAACAUAUUUUAACAUUUUUCUUCGUGACUGUCAUAUACCUUUAUCUUGAAAUAUGCAAUAURUUCCAAAAAAUGUCAUAUAUUCAAAAAUCACAUGUAAGUCUCCAAAACCAAAUAAUAUAUUGUCUUUAUUUAGCCUAAAAUAAGCAAAUAAUUUUGGGUUCCCAGUGUAUUAACAUAUAUUUUUGACUCUACAAUGAUUUAUUGGCAAUAAGUGCCAUUGAUGUAUUAUUUGGGAAUUUAAAACUAUAUCAAAUGAGGAGCAGAAGGAGAAAUCAUCACCUCUCUACCUAAGAAUCAACAGCUCUCCAGAGCAAAUGAAAGGUGUGUCUUAUGGACCUGAAUGCACUCUGUACUUAUUUCCAGAAGGGAUACUCUAUCAGGGUUCCUGAGAAAAUAGUUGACAUUCAGAAUAAUGUGAGGAGGGUUCUAAACGAGGAUGUUUUACGAAGAUGUGGGCAGCAUGUGUGAAAAUCACAAUCUCCAGGACUGGUAGUGCCAGGCUCCCAUUGCAUUUCCUAGUGCAGAAAGGAUCAYAGAAUCAGAGAUGGAGAA